AUGGACAAAUUUAUAAUUAAAAAAGUUUCAACUACGGUUAACACGAGCACUGAUGGCUCCACUAAUUUGUCGUUAGCGUCUUCAUCAACAAUUAAUGACAAAACAGUAAAGCGUCGUAAGUAUAAUGACAACUAUUUAAAUUUCGGAUUUACGUUUACUGGUGAUGAUAAUAAUCAAAUACCUCAGUGUAUUGUAUGUGGCGUAACUUUAUCAAACGAGUCUAUGGUACCAAAUAAAUUAAAAAGACAUUUAGAGCAAAAUCAUAGUCAUAUUAGUAAAAAAAGUUCUGACUAUUUUACGCGUUUAUUGUCAUCACAAAAAAAAAAUUCAACGUUCAUGGAAAAACGUUUAAAAAUAUCUGAUAAAUCUCUUUUAUGUUCUUUUAAAAUUUCUGAGUUAAUUGCAAAGAAAAAAAAGCCACAUACCAUCGGAGAAGAAUUGAUUUUACCAGCUUGUAAAGAAAUUGUUAAUGUAAUGUUUGGUAAAGAAGCAGCUGAACAAAUUUCAAACAUACCACUGUCAAAUGAUACUGUUCGUCGAAGAAUAAUAACAAUGUCGGAGGAUAUUGUAAAAAAAUGUAAAUGA
Melanaphis sacchari is the source of this 585-nucleotide messenger RNA. Its product is annotated as protein FAM200B-like. The transcript has a single exon. Lineage: Eukaryota; Metazoa; Arthropoda; Insecta; Hemiptera; Aphididae. The record is from RefSeq and is a predicted model, not a curated record. The coding region runs from base 1 to 585 and encodes 194 amino acids.